Molecule: messenger RNA, 1305 nt
Organism: Monoraphidium neglectum
Lineage: Eukaryota; Viridiplantae; Chlorophyta; Chlorophyceae; Sphaeropleales; Selenastraceae
Product: putative Spindle assembly abnormal protein 6 like protein
Exons: 10
Coding region: 1-1305 (434 amino acids)
Biological process (GO): centriole replication
Cellular component (GO): centriole
Source: RefSeq, a predicted model, not a curated record
AUGGUGCUGCGCAUCCACGCAUCCAGCGAGGAUGACCCCUUCUUUCUGCACACCCUCGAGGUCAGUGAGGAGGACUUCCAAGGACUCAAGGCAGACCAGGGCAUCCUUGUCGAUUUCGGCAACUUCCCUGGCAAGAUCAUAUCUUUGCUGGAGCGCUGCCUCGCGUCGCAGUCGUCAGACAUGCCCCGGUUCCAGGCUGUCCUGUCUGCCAGGGGCGGAGACAGCGUGUUCAAGGUGGUGGAGACGAACGACUUCAAGCAGCUGCCACACAUCACGCUGACAUUCAGGCCCGGCAACGACACCGCCGUCAAGCAGUUCCUGGCCUUCCGGCUGGGUGAGGUGCGCGGCGACAACUCGCAGCUGACAGAGGAGCUGGCAAAGACGAAGGCGGAGCGCGAGGGCGCGCGCGCGUCCCUGGGGGAUGCGCAGCAGCAGCUGUCAGCGCUGCAGCAGAAGCAUGCGCGGCAGACGCUGCAGCUCGAGAGCCAGCUGCGGGAGCAGGCGGCGGCGGCGCACGAGGAGCGGCUGCGGGAGAAGGCGCAGCUCAGAGAGCAGCUGGAGAGGGAGGUGGAGGAUGCGGAGCGCCGCGGCUCCGAGGCGGCGGCGGCGCUGAGCGCGCGCGUGGCUGAGCUGGACGCCAACAACAGAAAGCUUCGGGACGCCAAAUACGCUCUGGAUGCGCAGGUCUCCGAGCUGAGCCACAAGUUGGGCAGCGCCCAGGGGUCGGCGCGGUCCCUGGAGGCGGAGGUCGAAGGCCUGCGGGCGGCCGGCAAGGCGGCGGCCGCGGGGCGCCAUGAGGCGGACAUACAGCUUGCGGACGCGCGCGCCAAGCUAGCGGCCUUGGAGGAAAAGUCCCAGGCGCAGGCGCAGCUGGCGGCGCAGCAGCAGGCGCGCCUCAGUGACCUGGAGGCGGCGGCGCGGCAGUGGGAGGAGCGGUGCGGGGAGCUGCGGGAUGCACUGGCAGCGCACGAGCAGGCCAUGGCGCCUGCUCGCGUCGUUGCCGCGCCCCAGCGGCUGAAGGAGUCUGCCGCGGAGGUGCUCAAGGGCAACCAGAUCAUCGAGAAGCUGCAGAGCGACCUGCGCCUGUCGCGCGACAAGCUCAAGCGCAAGCAGGCCAUCCUGGUGCGGCAGGAGGAGGAGGUCGCCGCACGCGACACAGCGCUGGCCGCCGCGCAGCGCGGCGCGCAGCAGCUGCAGGUGCGCGUGGCGUGGGGGCCAGGCCCGGGGAGGGUCUGCUGGCGUCGCCGGGGCGGGCGCGGGUGCUCACCAGCUGUCGCUGGCCUUGGAAAUGUUGUGGCGCUCUGA